GCUGCAUCACGUUGUGUGCAAUGAUGUAAGACUUGGCUCUAGGCCCACAAACCGGAUGGACAAAGAAACUAGAAAAUUAAAUGAUAUAACAUGGUGCGUUUCAGGACGUGGUUAACAUGUUUUUGUCUGCUGCAUUUGUUUUUUGGCAGCAUUAAAGCCAUAAAGGUCAUUGGUCGGGAUGGGACUGUGACAGCAGGAGAUGAUGCGCAGUUAUUCUGUGAAGCGAUUGAGACAACAGAGCCUCUAACAACUAUUAGGUGGCAAAGACGAACAAAGAAAAAGCCAACAAAUACAGAUUUUCUGGUUAUCACUUCCAGUGGCAAAGAAGAACAUAUAAACGGACUGAGGGACCGAGUAAAAUUUGCAGGGAACUUAGCAGUACUGGACGGCUCAAUUCUUCUAAGUAAUGUUACUCUUUUAGAUGAAGGAAUCUACACCUGCAUCUUCAGCAUAUUUCCAAGUGGACCAUAUAAAACAGAAAUUCGUCUCAGAGUACAAGUUCCUCCUGUUGUGACUGUGGGCACUGAUGUUCCUGCUGUUGCUGGAGACACUGAAGGGAUUUUAGCGACCUGCACUGCAGCCAAUGCAAAGCCUGCAGCAGAAGUGUCGUGGAGUCUGGAUGCUUUAAACAACACAGUGAAAGUACAAAAUACUGUCACUGUGGACUCUGAAGAUAGAUACACUGUUAAAAGCAACCUGAUUGGAACUGCAUCUAAAGAUCUAAACCAGAAGAAGGUUCAGUGUGUAGUCACACACCCUGGCCUAAAGCAGAAACUAGAGAUGAAUUACACAUUGGAUAUUCACUAUCCUCCCCAGGUGGUUUAUAUUAGUUCAACAGGUGAUCAAGGGGAAACCCGUGAAUUUCUUUGUGCCACAGACGCUAAUCCAAAACCUACAAACUUUACCUGGGGCAGAUAUUUUCCAGUGAACGAGACUCUUUCCAGUGGUGUUAAUAGCAGUCUGACUGUUCAGCUGACUCCUGGUAGUAACGGACCUUACUAUUGUUUGGCAUCUAACCAAUACGGGGAAGCUCUUGGUUCCCUCUAUAUGCAUGUUGAAACUUCUACAGAAUCCAGUGCCUGUUGGACUCUGUUCAUCCUGACCCUCGUUGCUGUUUGCUGUUUUCUCAUUUGGAAAUUUGAAUUGUUUCAGCGUGUUAAUAAAAUACUGAGGCGUGACAUCAGUCAACCUGUGCGUAGGGAAUCUUUAGACCAUGAAGAGGAGCAUUGAUGCAUGAACCAAACCUCUCUACUGGGACCAUACCUUGCCGUGGUGGAUGGGCUUAUCCUCCUUUAAGUGAAGAGAAAACCAAAUGAUCCCACAGUCUUGGUAACAUAACGGUCCAGUUUUGGACUCCAUCUUUCCACUUGUCAAGAUUAUGGGUUUCUAUAACAUUAUAAGGUUUGCUGACUAAUCUGAUGUCAUGAGCAUGAUACUUCAACAGGACAACAACCAGGUCUAAAUUCCAGUAGCGAGAGGAAGACACCAAUGCAUCUGAAACAAGACGACAUCAGAAACAUAACUUCUUUUAAUAUUUCCUCAAGAGAUUACUCCUGGAGGCUAAUUACAGAAUCUUAUUUCAUUUCAUCCUACUGCAGAACUGUGUGAAGCCAAUUCUAGCAGAUGAGUGACUCUCUACAAACCAUCUACUGUAAAGUAGAUAAAGCUAACAUCAACUAGAGUUCUGGUAAGUUUAGACCGAUUUAGGGUGCUUUCACACCUAUAGUUCGGUUCAUUUGGUCUGGACCAAAAGCAAAUAAAUGAUACAUUGUAUAUUUUCAGCAGUUUUGGCUCCUUUUCACACCACACUGAUCGUUCUGUUCCGCACCAGUUGAAACGAACCAAAAUGCAGUCAUGUGAUAACAUCCACAUCACUCAUUGGCCACAUGUCUUUGAGCGUAUUUCCGAAACUGCUUCUCGAUUAGUCAGAAUAAACGUGUGGGAAAUUCCAACGAAACUCCGGAAGUAAACAAAAAGAGGAAAAUACAGGAAAAUACAGCAUACAGUACACCAUGGAGAGACGGGUGCGCUCUGCAAUUAUGUUCAUGGUUGUAAUCUACUACAUCGCUUGUAUACAGCAUUCUAUGCAAAGUCUUAAUUUUCAGAAUGAAGCGCGUAUGCGGCUUUAACAUAUAAUUUUAAUACACUGCAAAUGGCGAAGACGCAUCGCACGACACUUCAGGAGGCGGCGAGCAUUACUUUUGCGAAACAGUGACAUGCUUAUCUUCCGAAAAUAUUGCCAACGACCCACUACGGCAGCUGGUUUAGUCCAAAAUG
Molecule: messenger RNA, 2277 nt
Organism: Tachysurus fulvidraco (yellow catfish)
Lineage: Eukaryota; Metazoa; Chordata; Actinopteri; Siluriformes; Bagridae
Product: nectin-4-like
Exons: 8
Coding region: 91-1230 (379 amino acids)
Biological process (GO): homophilic cell-cell adhesion; heterophilic cell-cell adhesion
Cellular component (GO): adherens junction
Source: RefSeq, a predicted model, not a curated record